Sporothrix schenckii 1099-18 is the source of this 2019-nucleotide messenger RNA. Its product is annotated as WD40 repeat-like protein. The coding region runs from base 1 to 2019 and encodes 672 amino acids. The transcript has 4 exons. NCBI's taxonomy places the organism in Eukaryota, Fungi, Ascomycota, Sordariomycetes, Ophiostomatales, Ophiostomataceae. Gene Ontology annotation, molecular function: protein binding. The record is from RefSeq and is a predicted model, not a curated record. Gene Ontology annotation, cellular component: microtubule organizing center; mitotic spindle; MWP complex. Gene Ontology annotation, biological process: microtubule anchoring at mitotic spindle pole body; mitotic sister chromatid segregation; protein localization to mitotic spindle pole body.
AUGCGUCCUUCGUUGCAUUCCGAUGCAUCGCGGCAGGAACCACAAGGAAGGCACGUUCUGCACAACCCCGCGAAUGGCUUCUGCGAUAAACAAACUAUCCCUGAAUCCCAGACGUCCGAUCGAGCUCUCUUGAGUAACCUCGUCAAUCAAUACCGACAGCACAGCAGUACGAGAGCUUCUACUGCGGUACCACAUGAGCCCAACGCGCCCGAGACACACUCUGAGCUCGACGCGUCCAUCGCAAGACCCCAAAUCUCCGAUAACGCCCACCGACCUCCAGCCAUUAUGCGCUUCUCUAGAAAGUUCAAGGCUUCCUCGCAUUGUCUGCCCAGCCCAGAUGGCCGGCUUGUGGCGACGCUGCUUCCCACUGGAAUACACAUUCAAGCUGUGGACCGUCUCGAGGAGUUCGCCGACGUAAUAGAGCUUCCAACAGACCUGUCUGUCUCGGCCAUCGUCAGCUUCCAAUGGUCGCCGACUUCACAGCGUGUCCUGGUGGCUACGGCAGACCAGAUUCUGGUGGCGGCUGUCCUGGCCUCGACCGGUGGUGAAGAAAAGCCAUUCCGUGCUGUGAUUCGCAACCCGUCACUGCCCGUCGUUGCCAAGCCCGCCUUCGUCGGCUUUGGUCCUUCCGAUGACCAAGUGUGCCUCUGUUCUGCUUAUGGUGUAAAGUUUGCCGUGUUCAGCUUGCUGACGGGCAAGACGGUCGAGAUCUUGAACCCGAAGCUCUUUAGUUCAGUUUCGGUUUUCAGUCGUGGAUUUUCGUUCCGGCCAGACAGCAACCACCUCUCCCUCCUGACACGCACUGCAGGCAAAGACUGGGUCAGUGUGCACGACCCGGCAGCGUCAACUCCCAUUGCAUCAUGGGCCCCCGACACUAUUGAUGCCCAGGGCCUUGUCUGGAGUCCUGACGGCCACUGGCUGACAGUGUGGGAGUCGCCCGCAUACGGCCGCAAAAUUCUGUUCUAUACACCUGACGGCUAUAUUUUCAAAACCUGGACCGGUGUUCCCCAUGCCGGAGCCACUCGACAAUCAAACGGUGACGGUGAUGGAGGUUAUGGCGAUUUUGAGACGCACAUCGAUACACAUAUUGCCGACGAGCUACUUGGGUCAGGUGUCAGGCUGGUGCAGUAUUCAGCAAACGCUCGGAUCUUGGCCGUUGGUGAUGUCUCGCGCACAGUUCGACUGAUUGACGUGGCAUCUAUUACGACAUACAAACGGCUUGUUCAUCCCACAUCUCUGCGCCCUCGAACGAGCGCGUCAUCUAUGAUUUGGCAGGAACAGAUUGGGCCAUCUGCCGUCAGCGGUGUUUGUCACAGCUUUGUCGAGGCAACGCAGGAUGUGUCGCCCCCGGGCCGCUCGGCCUCGACCAGCACUGACGCAUCUGGAAUCUCGUCAGGAUGCACGCUAUUGGCAUUUGACUGUGCAUCCGCCCUUCUUGCAACUCGUUUGGAAGAGGCUCCCACUACUGUCUGGGUCUGGAGCGCGGAAACAGGACAAUUGUGCAGUGUUCUUAUGCUCCAUGCGAAUGUGUCUGCUGCGACAUGGCACCCUUCUACACCCGCCACCCUACUCAUCACAUGCGACGGUGAAAAGCACCAAGGGCUGGGUGUCGUCUGGAACCCCCUCAAGGAUGAGCCUCCUCAGGUCGGCGACUUCUUGCGCUAUUAUCCUCUCACAACUAACGAAGGCCACCUUCCACUAAGUGGCGCCCCAACAGGAAAACAUCGCUUAACAUGGCUACAUCUCGACGGUAUCCCGCCUUCGCUGUUUUACUCGGAUGGACACGAAUUUUCUCUUGUCGCGCUUGAUGAGGGCGACCAACAUGAGUACAAGGCAACCGACUCAGUGCCGUGGCCAGAGGCCGACAUCCCAGCAGCACCUUCCUACUUGUCCAAUAGGCAAUGGGCCCUUGAAGAUCGAGUGAGAGAGGAGUCACCCUUGGAACUUGUGCCCGCAAGCGUGGAAAUCGAAGGCGCCAGUGUGUUGGAUGAUACCUUCCACUACAAAAGAGAGGACUAG